AUGGAGGCUAAGAAGGCUGCCCGCGAGGCUGCCCGCAAGCGACUGGACGAGCGCCGCCAGGCCAUGCGAGCCGGGGAGGCUGCCGCAACAGGGGCAACAGGAGCAGGACUUGCGUCGAACCCGCCUCGCGCCUCGCUGGCUCCGCUGGCGCAGGACUCGGACGAGGAGGCCUCGACCUCGUGGGUCUCGGACGGCUACACGUACACCGACGGUGAGUCGGACGACCCGCCUGCUGCUGCGCCGCCACGGCUGAUCGUGCCGGGGCGAGGCGGCGCUGGUGAGAUGGAAGACGCUGAUAGUGAUGACACCGCCGCUGCUGGAGUUCGAGCCAGCGGCGCGCCGCCUAGCGGACGUCUGCCUCCGCUGCCGGCAGGUGGCGCAUCGGGAAGUGAGGCGGACGGGCUCGGCCAGACCGGCGGGCGGAGAGUGCUCGAGCCGAUUCGGGUCGGUGGCGGCGCGGACGACAACGCACUGGUCCUCGACCCGGACGAUGUGGUCGACGCCGAGCCGGAGGCUAACAUUUCGGUUGUCCGGGCUAGCGGAGUGUAUUCCGGCGCCCGCGCAGCGCCUGUGGGCACGUACUACCGGCAGACGGCCAAGGGCGCGUUCACCAAGACCAAAGACGGCCCGAGUGGUGGCGACGCUGGGUUUGGUGGUGGCGAUGGCGACGCCGCCGACUCGGACACGGCGGCGUCGGCGCAGCGGCGGCGAAACGCGAUCCUGGCCACCACGCUGGCCCAGUCUGUGGUGGACUCGUGGGCCAAGCUUGUCUCUGCGCUCUUUGUCUUUUGCCAGGGCUGUGCCGCUGGCCUCGCCAUCACGGUCUUCAUCCUCAGCUACGUGGUGACCGAUCGCGACAACGUUGCCUUUCUCCGUGUUUUCUCGCCGAUGGCGCGGUCUGUCCAGGGCCUGUUCUUCUUCUUUCUUUCGCUCGCCUUUCUGGGCGCGGUCGACAAGUACGCCAAGGACAAGAUGGGCCGGUGGUACGGCUCGUGGUCGCGUCAGGGCGUCGAUCUCCUCGCUCUUGCUCUCUACGCGCUUGCGCUCUUCUUCACCUCGCUUGCCUCGUCGACGUCAGACGUCAUGUACUACGCUCACGAGCGCAUCCCGGGCUGGUUCGAGGCGCCCGGCGCCAUCACCUCGUCGUUUGACUCGACGCUCACCCAGUGGCACGCCUACAACAACAUCCGCAUCUGGGCCACCAUCAUCGCCUGGGCCGUCCUCUCGCUCGAGACGACGCCGUACAACAUCAACGACUCCAACUACGCCCUCCAUCUCCGCGCCACUGGCGCCCAAGGUGUCCACGCCCCAGCUGUUCCCGGCCAGGGCGCCGGACCGCGCGGCCGUGUUGGCAUCGUCUCGACAGAAUGAACACACGUGUGACACUCAGCCGCUGCACGUAGAUAAACCAUGUUGCGCG
Molecule: messenger RNA, 1420 nt
Organism: Thecamonas trahens ATCC 50062
Lineage: Eukaryota; Apusomonadida; Apusomonadidae
Exons: 1
Coding region: 1-1371 (456 amino acids)
Biological process (GO): cilium assembly
Cellular component (GO): ciliary transition zone
Source: RefSeq, a predicted model, not a curated record